CAGCUUCAGUUCAGAGCAGCCCGACAAGAAAAGACUGAGGAGGACUGUGUCGGAGCGUAUCGCAGGAAACGCGUUACCAAAUUCCCCACAGCAUUGCUCCAACGAGUAUCCAUGUAGUCAGCUGGUACACGAACUCCUGGCAGUUGGGGGGAUGUGGGAUUCCUGUCUGUGACCCGGAGGCACAUGCUGACCAAUGAUGGGAAAGUUUUACCUCCUGCAAUGCCCGCCGGCGCCACUGAGAUGACCCCAGGAGGAGUGAAAUGUGGAUGAUAGUGUGAGCCAGGAGAAUUUAACAUUUGGGCCAAGAUAUCCUCACGCUGAGCCAAAAAGAAACCUUUUCUUGUUUUUGCAAAAAAAUAACAAAACAUACACUCACACACACUCAGUCGCAAUGCUAAUGCCAGGGCCGUUGUGGGUGUGCCUGGCUCUGAUAUGGGUAGGAAGCUGCAGUGCCCACAGCCUGUUUACCUGCGAGCCCAUCAAAGUGCAUCGGUGCCUGGGGAUGCCCUACAACAUGACUUUCUUCCCCAACAUGAUGGAGCACUACGACCAGGAUAUUGCAGCCAGCAAUAUGGAGCCAUUCAUGCCCCUGGCAAACCUGCGCUGCUCUCCAGACGUCCACCAUUUCCUGUGCCAAGCCUUUAUCCCAGCAUGCACUGAGGAGAACAAAGUGAUCCGUCCAUGCAGAGAGCAGUGCGAGGUUGUCCUGUCCGACUGCGAGGAGAAUAUCCGAAUCUUUGGUGUCACCUGGCCACCUGAGUUACAGUGUGACAAACUAGACCCUUGUAGCUCCCCUGAUGGUUCGGCACUUCCUGCAACCACCCCAAUGAGCUCCUCAUCAGCUAAGAGGGACCUUGGCUUCUGGUGCCCACUGCAGCUGAAGACCAAGCCGGGCCACGGAUCGUCGUUCCUGGGCGCCCAGGACUGUGCUCCACCUUGCUCCAACAUGUACUUCAAACCCCAUGACAUUGAAUUUGCCAAGAGCUUCAUCGGCGUGUGCUCCAUCGUCUGCUUGGGCGCCACGCUCUUCACCUUUCUCACUUUCCUCAUCGACGUGAAACGUUUCCGCUACCCAGAGCGUCCCAUAAUCUUCUACGCCGUCUGCUACAGCUUUGUCUCGCUCAUAUACUUCAUUGGUUUCCUGCUGGGGAAUAAUGCAGCCUGUACCAAAGCGUCUCAUCCUGCCGGUGUGGAUACAGUGGUGCUGGGCUCCCAGAGCAAAGGCUGCACUCUGCUGUUUAUGCUGCUCUACUUCUUCUCCAUUGCCGGUAUCGUCUGGUGGGUCAUACUCACCAUCACCUGGUUCCUGGCAGCUGGACCCAAGUGGAGCUGUGAGGCCAUAGAGAAGAAAGCUGUGUGGUUCCACUCUGCUGCGUGGGGGAUCCCCGGGGCGCUAACUGUCAUGCUGCUGGCCCUGAACAAGGUUGGGGACAACAUCAGCGGGGUUUGCUUUGUGGGGCUCUACGACCUGGACGCCCUGCGCUACUUUGUUCUGGCUCCCCUGUGUGUGGGCGUCAUAGUGGGCCUCUUCCUCAUCCUAGCGGGCAUCGUUUCUCUCAACCACGUCCGGCAGGUCAUCCAGCAUGACGAGCGCAACCAGGAGAAGCUGAAGAAGUUCAUGAUCCGCAUCGGUGUGUUCAGCUGCCUCUACCUGGUCCCGCUGGUCACCCUGUUAGCCUGCUAUACCUACGAACAGAGUCACCGCAGCACCUGGGAGAAUACUUGGAUCAACGACCGCUGUCAAGAGUACAGCAUCCCGUGCUCCUACAAGGCAACAGAGCUCCACCGUCCUGACCUCUCCCUGUUUCUGGUGAAAUACUUAAUGACCCUGGUGGUUGGAAUAUCUGCAGUGUUCUGGGUCAGCAGCAAAAAGACCUGCUCUGAGUGGGCCUACUUCUUUAACAGGACCCGCAAGAGAGAUCCCAUCAGCGAGAGCCGUCGGGUGCUCCAGGAGUCCUGCGAGUUCUUCCUGAAGCACAACAGCCGUGUCCAGCACAAGAAGAAGCACUACAAGCCGAGCUCCCACAAGCUCAAGGUCAUCUCAAAGUCCAUGGGCACAAGCACUGGCGCUGCGCCCACCAGUGCCUCCGCCACUGCCGCCACAACCAACCAAGGGACCUCUGCGCUGGGCAAUCACGAGCCUCAUGUGCAAGGUUCUCUGUCUGAGGCCUCAGCCAGGGAGCACCUGGACAGGGGCACCUCCAGCCGAAGCUCCAGGAGGGGGGAGAGGGAGAGAGAGAGGGAGGGGGGAGAGAGGCGUAACAAAGGCGGGAACUCCAGUAAGGUCAGCAGCCGCUCAGAGAGCAUGCACAGAGUCCCAGAUGGGAGGAUGACUCCAAGGAGCGAGCUGUCGGAGGCCAGGCAGGUCCUCAGUGGACAACAGCAUCCAGCUUUAAACCUAUCACACAGCAGCAGCAUCCAGGACCCCACCCACCAGCUGGUGCACCAGGUGCCUGAAGAGAGAAAGGAUGCGAAGGACAGCAGCUGCUGAGAUAUCUGCCCCUACCCCCCCAAAUGUAUCUGCGCAUCCAUCCAUCCACCCUUGAAACCACUCAGACAACAGUCACACUCGCUGCUGGUUCAUAUAAUCUGUUUUAAAGCACAGCACCCAUUUGUUAUACAUCAUAUAACCUUCAUGAAGCAGGUGAUGCAUGCAUUGGUUACAUUGUCAUCAGUAAAGGUUCAUUGCCAUAAAUAUGUUACAUACCUUGAGUAUUUCUAAUGCGGUAUGUUUGGACCAGAAUAUGUGGGUCUCAGCAGAGAAUCCAAAGGCGUUGGAUUAUUUAGUUUGGGUGACGGCAGUGUCUUUCAGCUUUACUGAACUUUUGGCCAUCUAGCAUAUACUGGACCUGAAUGUUGCAGCAGCACAGCUAUCCACCUAUACGUCUACCAAUGGUCAUUUCAUUUUGUAGCAUGCAUUAAGUCUUAGGUCUACUGUUUUGUAGAUUGCUAGCUUUAUGACAUAGAAUACAUACUAGUAAACAAAUGCAAUAUUUAUGUAAAUAUUCUGUUUUUUAGAAAGUCUUUCACUGGACUAGUUGCUACACUGAGAGUCUUGUUAAGAAACGUUAUGAUAUUGCCAAACAUUCAACUUGAGGUGAGUCUUCCUGUGGUGAACUGUUUUUUGAAUGUCUUAUUAUUCCCGGAAAGAUGGACACAUCAUGUGCUACUUCAUCGCUCCUUUGGAAAAAAAAAAAAGCAUACUCUUAAACUUGAUAGACUUUUAGACAAUUUUGAAUUUGUGAUUUUCCUUUGGCAGAGUAUUCUUUCAGAAAAUGUACUUUAACUUUAUUUCAGUGUUCCUACUUGUUUCUGUUGUAGAAACUCUUACUGUAGAGAGUUGUCCUGUGAGCGCUGAUAAAGUAUAGCUUUAUAGUAUUCUACAAGAAUGUACCUCCCUGUGAGUAGUUCCUCCUCUUCAAAGAAUCUACAGAUGUUUUGCAUGCGUGAUGUCUACCUGUGUUCUCUGUGUAAUUUCAUGCGAUUUGAAAUCAAAUUUGAGAGAAGCAAAUCAAACAGGCUUUGCACUAUAUGUCAUUAGAAGCACAAACGACUAAUUAUUAAGUAUGAAUAGUCAUAAACAAACACAAAAAGAGAAUGUGUGGCUAUUUUCAGGGCUUAUUUAUAACAUAUGGGUCACAGACCAUAUAUUUCUCCUUCAAGUACUGCCAGAACUACUUCUGUGAGUUAUUUGAAACUGUCUUACUGUACUGUCUUAUGUUGCUGUGUAAGGGAUUUAUUCCUCCCUUAAGUUCUUUUACCUUUCACAUUUGGGAGUCAAUUCAAAUAACAUUUAAUGAAAAGGGAAUUCUUGGCAGUCUAUUUCUGUUGUUCUACAUGUAGCCUAUAUUCUUAUUCAUGAUGUGGACUGGGGGAUCUAGGUUAUGGAUUUAGACUUAGUGGAGUCUAUGAAAUGUUCUGUACAACUUUUGUGAGCCGUUUUUCUAUUUUUAUUUUUUUUUACUGUAGCCUAUCUUGUCAGCUGAAUUUUUUAUCAAUCCAAUUUCAUUUGAAUAAAACACAAUUGAAUUUAAAAAAAAA
Micropterus salmoides (largemouth bass) is the source of this 4041-nucleotide messenger RNA. RefSeq names its product frizzled class receptor 6 (gene fzd6). Gene Ontology annotation, molecular function: Wnt-protein binding; Wnt receptor activity. Gene Ontology annotation, biological process: non-canonical Wnt signaling pathway; canonical Wnt signaling pathway. Gene Ontology annotation, cellular component: plasma membrane. The record is from RefSeq and is a predicted model, not a curated record. Lineage: Eukaryota; Metazoa; Chordata; Actinopteri; Centrarchiformes; Centrarchidae.